GUUACUGCUCCCCUCUCGCAACAUCCGGCUCCGCUCGCCUAGGCCGCAAAAACCCUAGGCCUUGCCCCCCGACUCCUCCUCUCCCAUGGCGACGCCGGCGACGGCCGCCUCCGACGCGACCAACCCGGAGGCGGCGGAAGUGCCGUCCGCUGCCCCGGCGUCGGAAUCGGAAGGACCGUUCGAUUCCGGCGUCGUCGCGGCGGCAACGACACCGGCGGUGGUGGAUAGUGCGGUGGAGGGAGACGCCCCGGCCGCUCCCGCUCCUACCUCCGGCUCCGGUCCUGCGGCGCCGUCUAUGCCGGCGAAUCCGGCGUCUCCUGCAACUCCAGGGCCCCCGCGGCCGCAGUUCGCCGGGUCGCCCGCUUACGCGAGCCCCCCGGCGCCGGCGUUCUCGUACAACGUUCUUCCGAGGCCGUCACCCCGGCCGCAGGUGGGCAGUGGUGCGGCCCAGCAGCAGCUAGCUUCCCCUCCGGCCAUGAUGGCUCCUUCAGUGGCUGCUGCAGCUCUUCAGCCUCCUGUCCCAGGGCAAUAUUUUGGGAACAGGCCGUCUUUUUCAUAUAAUGUAGUCUCGCAUGCUAAUGCUGGCUUGCCUACUGGUCAGCAGUUUCAACUUGACACCGGCACAAACCAUGCUGUCCAAGUUUCACGGUUUGUUCCACCAUCAUCCUUGCAACCUCCAGCUCCUAUGAAUUUAGCUCGCCCAAGUUCAGCAUUUCCAGGAGCAGGAGCUAUGCCACCAAAUCCUCCUGGAUCUAUUCGCUUGCCAUUUCCAGGUCCACCCAGACCAUCCAUCAAUACUUUUGUUGCAAGCCCACAACAGGCACAGCCCCAGGCAUCUCAGUUACCUUCAAACAGUGGGAGCUCAGAUGUUAGCACUUCCAGGUCUGAUACUCGAAGUGUCCCAGAGGCUAGUCCCCAGACCAUGCAGUUGUCGACAGGCCCACCAUCAACAAGUACUGCUGGAAGUCCUUCAAUCACUGUUCAGAUGCCAACAAAUCCAUCACUUCCAACUCGCCCGGAGGUUUUUGGGGCCAUUGGUGCUUCUGUACCUGGACAACCUUCCACAAUCUUGUCUGCUCCACCAAGCCUCCUUGGGAGACCUAUGACUCCAUCUGCUUCUCCUUUUCCCCAAACAUCGCAGUCUCCAACUGCUUUUCAACAGCCUGGUCAGCAACAGUUGUACCCCUCCUAUCCUUCAGCACAUGGGGUUCAACCUCAGCCUCUAUGGGGAUAUCCCCCACAGCCUACUGGUUUUCAGCAACCCCCCUUCCAAUCAUACCCAUCUGGUCUUCUAGGGCCUCUUGGUAGGCCGAUGGUUGGGAGUUCUUCUGUGACUGCAUACUUGCCAAGCAUACAACCACCCGGUGUCUCAACAACUGACAGGGAUUCCAAGGAGCUAUCAUCAGCAAAUCCUGGAUCUGAGCAGCCCACUCAACAGGGAAGCCAAAACAGCGAUCAGCUCGAGGACAAAAGAACUACUGCCAUUCAGGAUUCAGAUUCAUGGUCUGCACACAAGACAGAGGCUGGUGUUGUAUAUUAUUACAAUGCCUUGACUGGAGAAUCAACUUAUCAAAAACCACCUGGUUAUAAAGGGGAGCCUGAGAAGGUCGCAGCCCAGCCAGUUCCAGUUUCUUGGGACAAACUGGCUGGCACUGACUGGAGCAUAGUAACGACAAGUGAUGGAAAGAAAUAUUACUAUGAUAAUAAGCUAAAGGUUAGCAGCUGGCAGCUUCCACCAGAGGUGGCUGAGCUCAUCAAGAAUGCCGAGUCUGGUCCAUUGAAAGGAAGUUCAACUUCGCUGCAAGAUGCUGGCACGAUAGGGAAUAAAGAGGAAAUAAGUAUUGAUAUUGAUACUCCUGCUGUACAGACAGGUGGCCGUGAUUCGUUGCCACUUCGACAAACAGUUGCCCCUGCAUCGUCUUCUGCUUUGGAUUUAAUAAAGAAGAAAUUGCAGGAUGCUGGCGCUUCCAGUGUGCCUUCACCUCUUGCUACUCCAUCUAGUGCAUCCGAGCUGAAUGGGUCUAAAACAACUGAUGCUGCACCUAUGGGACAUCAAGUCUCAAUUAGCGGCGAGAAAUCAAAAGAUAACAGUGGUGAUGGUAAUAUGUCAGAUUCCUCUUCAAAUUCAGAUGAUGAGGAACAUGGCCCAAGUGAAGAGGAGUGUACUCGUCAGUUUAAGGAGAUGUUAAAGGAAAGAGGUGUAUUGCCAUUUUCAAAGUGGGAAAAGGAACUCCCAAAAAUAGUGUUUGAUCCACGUUUUAAGGCUAUUCCAAGUCACUCGAGGAGACGGUCUACAUUUGAGCAGUAUGUUCGGACACGUGCUGACGAGGAGCGGAAAGAGAAAAGAGCUGCUCAGAGAGCUGCAGUGGAGGCGUAUAAACAGUUACUAGAAGAAGCAUCCGAGGACAUCAACUCCAAUAAGGAUUACAAGGAAUUCAAAAGAAAAUGGGGCACUGAUCCAAGGUUUGAAGCCUUGGACCGAAAAGAAAGGGAUGCUCUUUUCAACGAGAAGGUGAAAUCGAUUGAAGAGAAAGUUCAAUCAGUGCGCAAUGCUGUGAUAGCUGAGUUCAAAUCAAUGCUUCGAGAAAGUAAAGACAUAACCUCUACUAGCCGUUGGACCAAAGUGAAAGAAAAUUUCCGGAGCGAUGCAAGGUACAAAGCCAUGAAGCACGAAGAAAGAGAGGUUGCUUUUAAUGAGUACAUAGCAGAACUAAAAUCCGCUGAAAAGGAAGCAGAGCAAGCUGCCAAGGCCAAACUGGAUGAACAAGCCAAGUUAAAGGAGAGGGAGCGCGAGAUGCGGAAAAGGAAAGAAAGGGAAGAACAGGAAAUGGAGAGAGUAAAAUUGAAGAUCCGAAGAAAAGAGGCCGUGUCUUCAUAUCAAGCUUUACUUGUUGAAAUCAUAAAAGAUCCCAAGGCAUCAUGGACAGAAUCCAAACCAAGACUUGAAAAGGAUCCACAAGGCCGUGCAGUAAAUCCUGAUUUAGGUAAAGGUGAUGCAGAAAAGUUAUUUCGUGACCAUGUCAAGGACCUGUAUGAGCGAUGUGUUCGGGAUUUCCGUGCGCUCCUAUCUGAGGUGAUAACUCCAGAGAUAGCUGCUCGAACAACAGAUGAAGGAAAGACUGCAAUUAACUCCUGGACCGAAGCAAAAGGUCUUCUAAGAUCUGAUCCUAGGUACAACAAACUGGCAAGUAAAGACCGGGAGUCUAUUUGGCGGCGCUAUGCGGACGACAUGAAGACAAAACUUAAACAGUCAGAUAUGAAGGAGAGAUCAGAUACAGAUGGAAAGCAGCGUAGGUCCUCUGAUCCGCCAAGGCGGAGAUAGCUUUUAGAAAUGCCCACCUGUAAUUCGCUACUCAACAUUAUUGUUAACAGUAGUUCAGAUUCUGUUUACACUUGUAACAAUGAGGGCGUCAAAUUAACUGGAAAUUUUGAAGCAUCCAUGUUCUGUGAGUUUUUUGGCCAUUCAAUUCUAUGAGCCGUGCAUCCAGAUUGCA
Molecule: messenger RNA, 3494 nt
Organism: Oryza sativa Japonica Group (Japanese rice)
Lineage: Eukaryota; Viridiplantae; Streptophyta; Magnoliopsida; Poales; Poaceae
Product: pre-mRNA-processing protein 40C
Cellular component (GO): nucleus
Molecular function (GO): RNA polymerase binding; transcription coregulator activity
Source: RefSeq, a predicted model, not a curated record